Messenger RNA from Haliotis rufescens (red abalone), 3180 nucleotides. Its product is annotated as cell wall protein DAN4-like. The coding region runs from base 208 to 1134 and encodes 308 amino acids. NCBI's taxonomy places the organism in Eukaryota, Metazoa, Mollusca, Gastropoda, Lepetellida, Haliotidae. The transcript has 5 exons. The record is from RefSeq and is a predicted model, not a curated record.
CUUUGCUGAAAAUGUUUCUUGGAUAUCAGAUUAUACACAAAAGCGAGAUUGGUGGCCAUACAAAGACCAAUAGCAUUUGUUACAAAGCCACUGGGGCAUAACUCAAAGGCUGCUAUCGAGGAUACCACAGCCAUCAACUUCCUGGUUGGAUACGAAUGUCACCAGACGUAUUUCACUACAGAGAAGUACAUCUAAAAUUAGAUUAUCAUGGACGUCUUGUUGACUCUCGUUGUCCUCACACUGCCGUCAGUAACCUCAGGUCUACAGACCUGCUCUUUGGGAACAGAGAUCAGCUCUAAACAAAUCCUACUGGAUGUGUCUACAACACAGAUCAACACAGGGGGAGGGAUGUGUUCCUGUAGACUGACUGUGUCACAGAAAUCACAGCUGGAAGUGUUCCCGAAUGACUUGACACAACAGUGUGAUACAUACAUGACAAUACAGAAGUGGAGGGCUAGUUCAGAGUGUACAAAUGGUAUUAUUCAAACUAUACUUGGACAGACUCGCACUAUCAACACUGGUGAGGAGAUAUGGAUACUGGUGGUGGCCACAAGACCUGGAGCCAGAGGAUUGUCUGGACAGCUGCAGUUCAGGAUUAAAUCGUCAUCAGUCCAGCUAAAGAUAGAGUGUUUUGAGCCAAACACUAACAGUUCCACAACUACAACUCUUUCAACAGCCUCGGUAUCAACAUCUUCGUCGACAUUUACUACAACCACUUCUCCAACCAAAGAGAGACUUAUAUCCACAUCCCAGCCUACCACAGAGACACAACGUCCAACCACUAUUACUCCUCAAGGACAAACGACAUCUUUGUCUACUGGAGUAACUGCAGGGGCAGAGACUACUAAAGUUACUAAAACUCAGAUCCCUAAGAAAAUCUUUCCAGGUGGUAUCUUUGCUGCUGGAGUUGCUACAGGUGCCGUGCUGGUCGUCAUUGCUGGUGGGCUAAAUGUCGCCAUAUCAAGAAGAUGGUGGAGGUCCCGUCAAAAGAAGUCUGAUGAUAUUCCAGUCUCUGAAGUCCACCCCACCUACUCAGGGCUCAAACCAAGAACACAGGAGCCGAGUAACACCUAUGACAUAAUAGAUCAAAACCCCUCAAAGGGCACAGCCAAUCCAUACAUCAAUGUGACAUAGAUGUACUGCAAUUUGUUUUGCGUCUCGCUUAACGAGAGAAGGGUUAAUCUUGUACCCCUGUUACCACAAUUAUUUUAACAUUGAUUGGAUGCAUCUAACAUAUUCAAUCUCAGUGUAUGUUGUGUGUAUAUGAACAACCGCGUACGUUCAAAUCUGGAGCCUGUGUUUCACAAUGUGUGGAUAUGGACAUCCGUACAUGUGCAUGUAGAUCCAAGGACUUUGUACCACAUGCCAGGACUAAUAAGGACAUUACGUGCACUGCAAAUCAAAUAAAUGCCUACGCCUGAAGCUGAAAGCCACGAGAGUUAACGCAGCGAGUGAGAGCUCUUGGUUUUACGCCAACUGUAGCAAUAUUCCAACAACAUCUUGGCGGGCGACACCAAGGCUUCACACAUUGUAUCCAUGUGGGAAUCGAACAUGGACCUUUGGCGUGACGACCGUAUGCUUUAACCACUAGGCUAUCCCAUCGCCCCUAACACAGUGGAUCCUGGUCAUAUGCACAGGAAUAAUUCAUAAUGUCAUUAACGUUGUUCAUGUGUCCACAUACUUGUGAACGUCUGUGGAUAUUCGUUAUCAUUCUUGUGGAAGGGAAAACUAAUGUCGUCAUUGGCAUGCAAAAGAAGUCCAUCUUUUACUAAUUUGAUACUUGGCUAGCAGUUUUUCGUUCGUCCUGUUCAAACAUAAUGAUUCAUUGUCUUUUCUCACCAUACAACAUUGACCUUAGCGCCGUGUUGCUGCUUUGCAUCGAGUAUAUAGACUGGCUAUAUAGGAUGAGGCCAUGCAGUAUGAUAAUAAGGGUUAGUGUUAAAGAGCGAUGUUUGUAGAGAUGUUUCUGAGUAGAAAGGGAGAUUCUGAUCACUUGCACAGGAACAAUUCAUAAUAUUAUUUCACGUUGUUCUGUGUCUUAAUACUUGUCAACGUCCGUGGAAAUAAUGUCGUCAUUGUCAUACCGAACAAGUCAAUCGUUUACUAAUUUGAUUAUAGGCGAACAAUUUUUCGUUCGUCUUGUUCAAACAUUCAAUCAUUAUGUCUUUUCUUACAACAUGAGGCCAUGCAGUGUGGUAAUACCGGUUAGUGUUAUAGAGUCAUGUUUGUAUAUAGGCCUUCUGAGUAGAAAGAGAGGGACGGAUGACCAAGUUGUCCACGACGGCGCAAUGGUUUAUCAGCCCACACUCGUUAGUUUCACCAAAGCUGUAACACUUGCAUCACAUUGGGCGUUUCUCUCAUACAGUUCAAAGCAGAGUUAACCCUGCGAUAACCCUAUAACACUACUUUCUUAUUUCAUCAGGGUACAACACAACUUUAUAACUACUAGUAUAACAUUGUUAUAAUCACAACAUGAGUGUUUUAUAUAAGGGAUCAACAACGUCCCAAAAUGUGAUUUAAUACACACGAAGAGGAAUAUUUAUCUUACGAAAUACUGACGUACGGACGUUAACGUCUUGUUCUGUUUAUACACAUACGGCAACACAGCUAUACAAGUAGUAACAAUGACUCGUUUGACAUCGUAUCUAUUAUACACUUACUUCCUGCUGGUAGUAAACAUAACAGCAAAUUUCUGUACUUUGUAUUCCCAAGGCUGUAACAUGGGCGUAUACUAGUAUGUCACCACCGGCCGUGUCCUUGGAGUGCUUUUAACGAUCUAUAAUAAACUCCUUGACUGACGCAUGUUUAUGGGAGACUAAACAAGAAUAAACCUGGUGUAAAUGGAGGUUUUAUGUGAUACUCGCUAUGGAGAUUAAGCGUGACAUAAACUAACAGCUGGUCUGUUUAAGUGAUGCAAACGGCAAGGAGGGCAACAUAUGAGGGUGAGGAAGUAGUGGAAACGGUGUACCGAGUACUGGGUAAUUAUAAAACAAACAAGUCUGUGCUGUUUCACAUGAAGGAUUGUUUGUGUUUUGAGGCAUGUUCGUGUACCUAUUUCUGUGCAACAAUAAAAAACGAGUUAUUUCUAGUAGAUAUUCUUUGACUAAAUAUCUAGAUGUGUUUACUAUUCUUUGCGAAGGUGGAAUUCAGAAUGAUUAAAUUGACAAUUCUUGAAAUAGA